GACGGUUGCUACAACAGUUCAAUGCGUCUUCUCCUCUAGCUAGGUUGAUAGCCGCUAUACAGUAGCUUUGAAAGUAGCCUGUCCGCUCCCAAACAUUCACGUUAGCUAAAUAUUACUCUACAACUGCGAUACUUGAUGGUUUCUGAUAGUUUCUGAUAGAAAAAUGGCUUUUGUUUCACAAAGCCAUAGAGCUCCAAACGAAAGUUACACCUUCGCAAGUCGCCCCAGACCUGUUGAGAACCGCUCCAAAUACAGAGAGCCUCCGUCUGAACAGACACACAGCAAUUAUGGAAACAUUAUGUAUGACCGUCGUGUUGUCAGAGGAAACACUUACGCCCAACUAAUCAUACCAACUACGGCUCAGCCAGACCCUGUUGAAGCACAACGACAACAGGAGAAUAGGAGGAGAGCCAUUGCUCGAAAACGAGCCAGGGAGCAGUUCAGACCAAGUACUCCUGAGGCCCUGCAGGGCAGAAAACACAUUGAUGUGCAAACAGAGCUGUAUCUCGAAGAAUUGAGUGAUGUUAUAGUGGCUACAGAUGUUGAGUGCCAGACUGAUGCUUUCCUGGACAAACCUGCAACCCCGCUCUUCAUACCUGCUAAAUCUGGCAAAGAUGUUGAAACACAGAUAGAGGAGGGAGAGCUGUUUGACUUUGACAGGGAGGUGCAGCCAGUGUUGGAGGUCCUGGUGGGUAAGACAAUAGAACAGUCCCUGGAGGAGGUGAUGGAGGAGGAGGAGCUGGCCUGUCUGAGGGCCCAGCAGAGGGCCUUCGAAGAGCUCCGAAAUAAUGAGCUGGCAGAGGUGCUGCGGCUUCAGGAGCAGGAGAGACGCCGCAGUGAGGAGAAAGGGCGUAGAAUUGCCCAGCAAAAGGAGGUGCUGAAAAAAGAAAAAGAGACUGCAGAGAAGAUUGCGGCGCGGGCGUACACCCAGCAGUACUUGGCUGACCUCCUACCUGCAGUCUUUACCUCACUGAGAAGCCAUGGCUACUUUUAUGACCCCGUGGAGAAAGAUAUUGAGAAUCAUUUCUUCCCAUGGCUGAUGGCUGAGGUUAACAACAGUUUGGAGAAGAGAUACACAGCAAGAGAGCUGCUGGACACUAUCAUCCAUGAUGUCACCCGGAAAAGACUGAAGAUGUUCAAAGAGCUGGAGACGCAGUGAUAGUGAUUCACUGAGAAAGGCCAAGGGCAUGGAUGCAUUCUCAAAAAUAAAAAUACAUUUCACUGACUUAAUUAACACAAGUUUUCCCUUUGAGAACACAAUACUAGUGUAUGUUGUUCCAGUGUAAGUAAUUUGUUUCAACCUUAAAAUUAAUAUAAUGAUUCUAAUGAUUAGUAGGGAAUAUAGUGAAAAAAUUAUAAUGCAGUUUUGUAUUAUCCUUUUUUGCAAACGUUUGCACUUGUUCUUGUAUAUCAUAAAUCAGGGAUUUCUAUUAGUAUGAA
Molecule: messenger RNA, 1440 nt
Organism: Perca flavescens (yellow perch)
Lineage: Eukaryota; Metazoa; Chordata; Actinopteri; Perciformes; Percidae
Gene: rsph3
Product: radial spoke head 3
Exons: 8
Coding region: 164-1159 (331 amino acids)
Cellular component (GO): cilium
Source: RefSeq, a predicted model, not a curated record